AUGGCUCAUAAAUCGAUUGAUAAAUCAUCUAAAAAACAUAAAAAGGAUAAGCACACUAUUGAGAAAAAAAAGAAAGAGAAAAAAUCUAAAAGGUCAAAGGACGUAGAAGCGGAAACUUGUACGGAGGGCAAGCGUUUAAAAAAAAGUAAAACAAGUUCUGACUUUUCUUCCGCUGAAGACGAAGAGGGCGUUAUAAAUAACGAAGAUCCUUCUUCUUUUAAUAAUUAUUGUUUGUCACCAAGCACUAUAAGAAAUUUAGAGAAAAAGGGCAUUAAAACUUUAUUUCCGAUUCAACAAUGUUGUUUUAACCAUAUUUACGAAGGAAAAGAUCUUGUAGGACGGGCAAGAACUGGAACAGGGAAGACUCUCGCCUUUUCACUUCCUAUUAUUGAACGUUUAGAACCUUCACACGAAUAUGGUAGGAAAGCACGUGUUUUGGUUUUAACUCCAACUAGAGAGUUAGCUAAACAGGUUGCGGAAGAUUUUAUUUCAAUAGGAACUUUUUUAAAGACGCUGUGCAUUUAUGGAGGUGUCCCAUAUGAGCCUCAAGAAACUGCCUUGAGGAAAGGAGUUGACGUCGUUGUUGGUACACCCGGUCGCAUUUUAGAUCACAUUGAGAGAAAGACUUUAAUUUUAGAUAAUCUUAAGUUUAUUUGUCUUGAUGAAGCCGAUCAAAUGCUUGACAUUGGAUUUAAAGAUUCUAUGGAAGCGAUACUGAAAGUUGCGGCUCCUUAUGGGAAUAAAGAAAAAACUUAUCAAAUGCUUUUAUUUUCAGCAACUCUUCCUACUUGGGUCCACAAGACAACUCAAAAAUACAUGAAUAUAGAUAAAGUAACUGUUGAUCUAGUAAAAGACGAAGUGCAGAAAACAAGUACUCUUAUUGAGCACGUUGCUAUUCGGUGCCCUUAUUACGCUAGGGAAAAGGCCAUUCGGGACGUAAUUAUGGUUUAUUCUGGGAAAAAGGGACGGACGAUUAUUUUUGUUUCUACUAAAAGAGAAGCCAAUCAGUUAAACUCCAGCUCUGUUUUGAAUCAGGAGUGUCAACCCCUUCACGGCGAUAUCCCGCAGGCACAACGAGAGGCGACCAUGAAGGGCUUUCGAGAUGGGCAGUUUCGAGUCCUCAUAGCGACUGACGUUGCUGCGCGGGGGCUCGACAUUGCCAACGUGGACGUCGUUAUUAACUGCGAGCCCCCGAAGGACAGCGACACUUACGUGCACCGCUCCGGUCGCACCGGAAGAGCAGGGCAACGCGGGCUUUGCGUGACUUUUUAUAAAUCCAACCAAGAAGGGGCUAUAAAACUCAUCGAAAAGCAAACUGGCACUAUUCUAAAACGCAUUAGUGCACCGCAACCGGCGGAUUUGAUGAAAGCCAUAUCGAACGAAACUAAAAAAGCACUUGAAAGUGUUUCGGAAAGUAUUAUCCCUCACUUUGAGGAGACUGCAAGAGAACUGAUUGAUACGUAUGGGCCUUUGAAAUCUUUAGCCUCGGCUCUUGCUGUUAUCUCGGGCUACACGGAAUUAAAGAAUCGUUCGCUACUAAACGCAGCUGAAGGCUUUAUUACCUAUAUAAUGACGUGCAGCAGAGAGUUUCGCACUUUGGGCUACAUUCGCACGAUUUUAGAAAGAAAUAUUGAUCCUACUUUAAAAAACGAAGCAAAAGGAAUGAAAAUGAGUGUAGAUCACAAAUCUGCCGUUUUCGAUGUUCCUGAAAAUAUUCAUAAGUUAAUACAAGAAAUUUGGUGCGACACAGCCGAUUGUACUCUCAAAGUUGCAGCUACACUUCCAGAACUGAUUUAUCAAGAAUCUAAUUUCGAGAAUGGGAAUGGCUGCACCAAAAAUUACACACCAUGGCGUCGUAUUAAUGGCCAAAAAAAAUCGGGGGGGAAUAAUUAUUUUAAAAAAGGGAAAACAUUUUCAAGAGAUCCCUCAAGGAGGGGAUUCCAACGGAGUUAAUUUCUUUAUUAAAUA
Messenger RNA from Zophobas morio, 1968 nucleotides. RefSeq names its product nucleolar RNA helicase 2-like. The record is from RefSeq and is a predicted model, not a curated record. The coding region runs from base 1 to 1953 and encodes 650 amino acids. The transcript is spliced from 15 exons. Gene Ontology annotation, molecular function: RNA helicase activity; RNA binding; ATP binding. Lineage: Eukaryota; Metazoa; Arthropoda; Insecta; Coleoptera; Tenebrionidae.